GGGGCCGCGGUUGCCAGGGCGACACCGGCGGCGGCUGAGGGAGAUUGGGACAGCUUUAUGAGCAAUGAGAAGUAGCAACAGCCCUUAGCAAUGGGUGAUGUUUUAGCUUAUGAAGCUGAGUUACUUGGACUAGUGAAAGAGUAUUUGGAUUUUGCCGGAUUUCAAGAAACAGUGAAAGUACUUAAAAAGGAAUGUAAAAUAAAAGGGAAGCCACUAACUAAACCAGCAGAUGUUUCCUCAGAAGAUACAUUUCCUGUUCAGGAAGGAAUACUUAGAGCAUUUGAGGAUGGUGAUCAGAAAGUUUUCUUCCAGCUCUGGGAGGAGCAUAUUUUGUCUUUAGUCCAUGACAGUGAUCCAGUUGCUCAGAACCUGGAGUUCUAUCUCCACAUCUACUUUGCCACCUUCCUCUUGAAACAAACUAUAGGAAAGCCUGACAAAGCUGAACUUGAGGAAAGGAUUUCUUAUUUCAAGGCAUACCUGGAAACAAAAGGAGCUGCACUGAGCCAGACUACAGAGUUUCUUCCCUUCUAUGCUUUGCCUUUUGUUCCGAACCCCAUGAUACAUCCUUCAUUUAAAGAAAUUUUCCAGGAUUCUUGGACACUGGAUUUAAAGACAAGAUUGGAAAACUUUCUGUCUCUGACUCUCAAAUCCAGACAGACUCCUCGGCUUCUCACUAUAUUUAAGGAGAGUGGACAGUGCAACAAAGAAAUGAUGCAACAUCUUCAUCAACAGUUAAUCAAGCGUGAGCAGAGGUACAUGACCAACCUGAAACGACUUCACAAAUUGCAGAUGGACUACCGUAAUCUCCUUGGAGUCACUGCAGAGCUGGUGGAUUCUUUGGAGGCCACAAUCACUGGCAAGAUGAUUACACCAGAAUAUCUUCAAAGUGUUUUUGCUUGCUUGUUUAGCAAUCAUUUGAAACAAACUGUAGCACACCACAUUGACUUCUCAAGGCCUGGAACUGGAUAUUACUCUAUGAGCCCUUGUGAUGACGGAUAUGCUUCCACACUGUUAAGAGCAUCUUUAGCCUCUAUAAAGUUACAGGAUGUGCCAUUGCUGCCCUCUUUGGAUUAUGAGAAGCUGAAGAAAGAUUUGAUCACAGGGAGUGAUCGUCUCAAGGCCCUGUUACUGCAGGCUCUGCGCUGGCGCUUGACAACAUCAUAUCCUGGAGAACAGAGAGACACUAUCAUGCAAGCCUACAUCAGCAAUGACCUCCUAGACUGCCACAGCAACUGUCAGAGAAGUGUCCUCCAAUUAUUAUAUUCUAAGAGUGAGGUAGUCAGACAGUAUAUGGCAAGGCUCAUCAAUGCUUUUGCUUCACUGAUAGAAGGUCGUGCCUACCUUUCUCAGAGCCCAACAUUGCUGCAAAUGCUGGAGGACAGACUGAAAGCUGAAGACAAGGAUUCCCUUACAUGGGAGAAUGUUCUGGGGGCUCUGCAGAAAUUCAGCCUCAGGCGUGCACUGCAGUCAGCAAUGAUCAAAGAUGGGCUGAUUUUCUGGCUGGUUGAUGUUCUAAUAGACCCAGAUUGCCUGUCUGAUUACAACCUGGAGUAUUGUGCUGCCUUGCUCAUGAAUCUUUGUCUGCGGAGUGCAGGGAAGAAAAUAUGUGCAAGUAUCCCAAACCACAUGCUCAGAGUUCUUUCUGGUCUUCUUGACCAUGAGAAUCCUAAGAUCCAGUCAUAUGUGAAUGGAGCACUGUACAGUAUUCUGGCCAUCCCUUCUGUCCGAGAAGAAGCCAAAGAAAUGGGAAUGGAAGAAAUUCUGCGCUGCUUUAUCAAGGAAAGAAAUGAGGAGAUGGUUCGACAGAUUGAAUUUGUUAUCAAGCAACUCAAUUCAGAAGAGCCAUUCAAUGAUAGUAUUGUAUCUGAUGAUGAUGAGGAAGAGGAGUAUGAGGAAGAGGACAGUGACAUCCUGGAGCCUGAUCUGGACAAAGAUGAGGUUUUGCUGCCUCAGAUGGGAGAGCUUUCAGGAGAGAAGCUGCUAACAACUGAGUACUUGGGAAUAAUGACUCACACUCCAAAAAUGAAGAAGAAGCAAUUUGCUGGUGUCCAUCAGAGUAUAGAUGAGCCUCUCCAGAGACCUGUGACACCAGGUUAUCACAGAACUGCAUAUCUAAUGCCAGAAAACGGUACCAAUUCUUGUCACAAUAGGGAUGAGAAGCUGCAGUCUCCACCAAGUGGUCCUUCUUCCAUUUGUGGUGGGAGCCAGUCCAGCAUUUCUGACUUCUGCAUUUCUCCCUCAUCAGUUGAAAUGAAGUCAUCUGAAGUAUUUGCAUCAGGCCAUAGAAUGGACCAACACAUCCCAGCUGGUGAUACCUUGUCUUCUCAACCUGCUGACUUCACUGAGGACAGAGCAAAUGGUCAAUCACACAGCGACUUUGCCUUAGCCUUCACCAGCAAACCUAAGAUCCCUCGCACUCCUGACGGGCAGAGCCCCAGCCCUAGAAAGGGAAAGGUCCCAGCCAUUGCCCCCCAGUUCUCUCAGUCUGAACAAACAAGCCAUCCAAGCUCCUCAGGAUCAUCCACAAGGAGCAGACAGAGUAAGUGGAAAAUGUCAUCGUUCUGUUUGUCAUUCCUUGGGCUGGGAAAGGAGGGAGCAUUGUAGAAACUUCAGGAAUGACAUCGUAGGCUACGAAUGUGCCAGGAGUCUAUGACAUUGUACUUGUCAUCUGCAGGAUGUACAACCAUGUAAUUAUAUCCUGCUGAACACUGCUCCUAUUUCCAGGCUGUCAUGUGAGCAGUUAAGAGACAUGCUUUUUCCUGUCUCUGGGUGGAGAAAAGUGGCCCAAAUUCUCAGAAGGUUUUGGGGAAGCUUAUGAGUCUCAGAUUAGACAUUCUCUAGAUGUCAUCAGAGUUUUUCCUUUUCUUUAGACAUUUGUUCAUCCCACUGUGUAACUUGAAGUCGGAUCCCUGGGUGUCUACAGUGCAGCUGAAUGUAAAGCAGAUGUCAGGCAGCUCAGGAGAUGGCUCAGGGCAGCUUGGUAAGCAGAGAGCCAAGCACAGCGUGCUGCUUAUGGCAGUCUCCUUUCUGCUGGAGACUGGGACUCAAGAACCAUGUGGCCAUGCUGUGGCCUGCAAAAGUUUAUAAAAAGUACUUCAUCUUUGUGGGGGGAGUCAGAAGAGAGGGUGGCUUUGACUUGAGAAUAG
Messenger RNA from Sturnus vulgaris (Common starling), 3146 nucleotides. The record is from RefSeq and is a predicted model, not a curated record. NCBI's taxonomy places the organism in Eukaryota, Metazoa, Chordata, Aves, Passeriformes, Sturnidae.